This is a messenger RNA of Acanthochromis polyacanthus (spiny chromis), 2598 nucleotides long. It is a transcript of the gene prf1.1, whose product is annotated as perforin 1.1. NCBI's taxonomy places the organism in Eukaryota, Metazoa, Chordata, Actinopteri, Pomacentridae. The transcript is spliced from 5 exons. The record is from RefSeq and is a predicted model, not a curated record. Bases 165 to 1925 code for a protein of 586 amino acids. Gene Ontology annotation, biological process: leukocyte mediated cytotoxicity. Gene Ontology annotation, molecular function: pore-forming activity; calcium ion binding.
CUCAUAAAGACCAUUGUCACCUCACCCCCCCACCACCCCCUGCUCUGCUUUCUUCAUCUUUUAAACACCAACCACCGAUAUUCGUUCUUUCAGCACUCCAUUUCACAAAUUCAGUUUGAACCAGCAACAUAAAGUUUGCCUCCAUCAUCCAACUUAACGGCAGCAUGUUUCAGCUGAGUACUGUCCUCUGGACAGGCCUCAUUCUGUCCCUCCUUCAGCAUUCCCAUCAGUCAUGCAUAGAAGGGACACCCAGACAGUGUGCAGAUGCAGAAUUUGCUCCAGGUACCAACUUGGCCGGGGAAGGCUUCGACAUCACCAAAAUGGAGCGCAAAGGCGCCUUUGUGCUCAACAUGGACCAGUGGAAACGCAAAGAUAAAACCUGCACCCUGUGCAGCAACCCCUAUCUGGAGAGGAAACAGCAAAAGAUGCCACUGUCAGUGGUGGACUGGAGGGCAAAACAGUCCUGCAGCAUGAAAGUGUCCACCAAACUACACAAAUCCAGCGAGUCUCUCGUAACAUCCAGCUCCUCCUCUGUUGAAAACAACUGGCAGGUCAAUCUAGAUGUUGAUGUAGGUGAAAAAAGCGCCUCAGUGAUGCUGGCUGGUUCUCAGUCUAAAGUGGCUGAUUACGCCAUGGAGAAAACAAAGAAUGACAAGUUCAGCUUUGCAACCCACAGCAUGUCCUGUGAGUACUACAGCUACAGAGUUUCCAGCACUCCCAAGCUGCACAGAGAAUUUAACAGAGCAGUGAAACAACUUCCCAAAAUCUACAACGCUCAAUACAAACAGCGAUUUUACAAACUGAUCGACAACUUUGGCACCCAUUACAUCACCAAGGUAAAGCUGGGGGGAAGUGUUGAAUCUGUGACCAGCAUCAGGCAGUGUCAGGCCAGUCUGCAGGGCGUCAGCGUGGAGGAAGUGGAGAUGUGUCUGGAAGCUGAGGCAUCCGCAAGCAUCAAAGUUUCUGUGAAAGCUGAAACAAAACACUGCAACAAAGAUUCGAGUAAGAUGGACAAUAGCAAGACUUUCUCUGACCUCUUCAACGACAGGUUCACAGAAAUAAAGGGAGGCCACACCACGGAGCCGGACCUUCUCUUCUCUGCCGACAAGAAUCCGUCGGCCUACAAGGAAUGGUUGGAGUCACUACCACAGAAUCCAGACAUAGUGUCGUAUUCUCUGGAGUCGCUUCACGAGUUACUGCCUACUAACACACCGGUCCGCAAAAACCUGCGCUCUGCCAUCAGUCACUACAUCCUGGAGAAAGGCCUGAUGAGGAACUGCAGUGAGCAUUGUCAGGCUGGUAGAAAGAGCGACUCCAGGGAUCCCUGCGUCUGCCAGUGUCACAAUGACCCUGCUGUGACCCCAGACUGCUGUCCGACCCGUAAGGGCAUGGCUCGGGUCACCAUAACAGUCAAACAGGCCUCCGAUCUGUGGGGCGACCACACCACGGCCACGGACGGAUACGUGAAGGUGUUCUACGGCGGACAGGAUUAUCGUACUAAUGUCAUCUACAACAACAACAACCCACACUGGAACAUGGUUGUGGAUUUGGGAACACAGGAUCUGUCGAUGGCAAAUAAAGUGAGAUUUGAAGUCUGGGAUGAAGACAACAAAUGGGAUGACGACUUGUUGGGGGAAUGCGAGCAAGUUCUGACUGCAGGAGUCAAGGAGGAUGUGUGUGUUCUCCAGCACGGCCGGCUGUACUUCAAAUGGGAGGUGAAAUGUGCUCCGAGCCUGGGCGGAAACUUGUGUAUGGACUACAAACCUACACCUAUGAGUCCCAGUCUGAAGAAGCUGUAUGUGUCCCGUCAUGCCCAUCCUAUUCCAAAGGCCAUCCUAUUAGAGAUGGGCGUGUUCGUGGACGAAUCAAGUUCAUGGAAAAACCAGAGUCUGACUGCUGAGAGUCAAAAGUAUGAUGUGAUAUAGCGCCAAAAUCUGGCUUUACUGAAGCUUACAGCGCAACAUCACUCAUUUAAUUAGAUUUAUUGAUGAUAAUAAUUUAAUCAAAAGGCUUUAUCAAUGAAGAAAAAUGUUAUGACAGAUUCCAAAAGAUAAGAGACAAAACUGCAACUCAGCUGCAGAAAAUGUUCAAAUUAUGUGAUGUUUAGUUUAUGUUUCAGCAUAAUCUCUUUCAACCACUUCACUUAUAAAUGCAAAUGUACAGUUUCUAUGUGCUGUAUAGACAGCAAUACUUUGAGCCAGUUUGAAAUCUUUUGCUCUUUUUCAGGACAGCAAAUCACAUCUAGCAGAUAUAUUAGCUAUAUUAGCAGCUAUAUUUAUUACUCAAUAAUUGCAUUGCAGAGUUAAUAUAUAUUGCAUUCACUUUGAAGCGUUUCUGUGUUUAUAAAACAUUUACAACAUAUAUCAGUGUGUUUUAUGUAUUUUAAUCUCAGUAUUAUUGGUGAUUUUUCUAUACAUGUUUUCUAAACUCCAGAAUAAACUUGUAAUAUUGUAACUGUUUGAUGCUGUAUCUUGGUCCUUUUAGUUUUGAUUGGUGUGUUUGUGCUCCGUUUGUCUGAGGUAAUGCCGCCUGACAUGGGAGGGGAAGUGGUGAAGCUUCCUGUGCACGGAUGAGGUUUCAUUUGGUCUAUUAAAGAGA